AGUGUUGUUGUCAUUUAUCUUAGAGGGGAGAAGAAAAGAGCUGCAGUAGAAGACGCAAGUUGUCAAUGCGGAUUGGUGGGACCGUCAUCAGGACCGGCAGGCGCUGCGGCGCCGCAUCGCUGCUGACGACACACCGCGCCCUUCGCACGAGGGUUGGCGUCAGCACCCAUGAGUUACUGCGCGCGGCUGAAAGAGAUGAGCCGGCGACGUCAACUCUCCGACCGCCGCCGUCUGGGAUGGACAUGCAGUACAUCCUGUCCAAGGUGCCAGACGUGUCGCUCUACCGAUCCGAAGACGUGGUGUGGUCUGCCCCGAACUUCCGUACGGCCUGGUCGAACCUUUACAAGCUGCACGCCGAGCUGGUGGAGAGCGACCCGGAGCGGGCUCAGGCGUUGCGCGAGACGGACUGGAACGGCCUUGCCCUGUGCACCUCCUACGCGGAAACAUUGCAUUUAAUGUCGCUGCUGGCGCCGUCGCUUCGUGCAGCCAUCACCCAACACCCGCUGUUCGACUCCGCGCAGGUCGAAGAGUUCUUUGUGCACGUCGGGCAGGACGUCGAAAUCCGCGGGAGUGGCGGGUGGGUGAUUCAGCUUCCGCCGCCCACCGCCGACGAACUGCAGUUUCUCGUCAAGCAAAUUGGUCGCUUCGGCGCGGACGGGCGUGGCUGUGUCGCGCACACCGCCCACCGCGCCUCCGUCUGGCGCGGACGCCACGGCGAGGUGCUAGGCGUGACGUUGCGCGUUGGGCGCUACGUGCCCGGCGUGGCACGCGCGCUGCUCCCCCUGGUUGAAAGGGGCAGCCUCUUGAUUAUCUCCAAAGCUGGGAUGGGCAAGACAACGUUGCUGCGCGACCUGGCGACGGGACUGGCACAGCGUCGCGAGAUGUCGCGGGUAACGGUGGUGGACACGUCGAACGAAAUUGGCGGCGAUGGCCCUAUUCCUUUGCCCUACCUCGGUCGCUGUCGACGCAUCCAGGUGCCGACGCGCGAGGACCAGAGUCGCGUCAUGACCGAAGUGAUUCAGAAUCACACACCCGAGUACCUCAUUGUCGACGAGAUUGCGACGGAGGCGGAGGCGGAGGCGGCGUGGUCCAUCGCGCAGCGCGGCGUGCACUUGAUCGGCACCUGCCAUGGCGAGAACUUAGAAGGUCUCCUGCAGAACCGUGCGUUGAACUUACUCGUGGGUGGGGCGGCGCAGGCGUUUCUGAGCAACGAGGAGCGGCGUCUGCGCAACAAGACAAAGAAGACCGUCCUGGAAAGACCUUUCAACUCUCCUUUUCAGUUUGUUGUCGAACUGCGCACGCGCAACAAGGCGCACCUGUAUGUGGACGUGAACAAGGCGGUCGAUCUGGUGCUGGAUGAUCAGUCGGCGCGCGGCAACGCCUCUGUAGGUGGUCCUGUGAACCUGCGAGAGCCCCUGCCAGCGCGUAUUGAGCGUUUGCUCCAGCUGCAGGACAAACAAAAGCGUCAAGUAGAGAAGGGCGUCGAACUGGACGAGCAGCAGGGUGGCGAAGAAGGGUCUGUGGGUGAUGCGUUUGAGGAGCCUCCGCCACACACGAUGGACGUCGACGGCUACUCCGUCGCGUCGGAAGCGAGGCAAGGGCGUGGUGAUAGCUCAGCAGGACUUUCCUUCUACGAUACGCAGCGUUCCUCACAGGCCCCGAAGAAGACGGUGAAGCACCGGCAACGGAAAAACUCGGACGAAGAGCUCUACAAGGAACUACGGGGAUUCUUCUAA
This is a messenger RNA of Leptomonas pyrrhocoris, 1736 nucleotides long. RefSeq lists its product as hypothetical. The coding region runs from base 66 to 1736 and encodes 556 amino acids. Gene Ontology annotation, molecular function: ATP hydrolysis activity. The record is from RefSeq and is a predicted model, not a curated record. The transcript has a single exon. NCBI's taxonomy places the organism in Eukaryota, Euglenozoa, Kinetoplastea, Trypanosomatida, Trypanosomatidae.